UCGGACUCGUUCUCAAUGCAACAGUUUUCACCCCCGUAAUAUCAUUCGGGAACGGUGUAUAAAAAAAGAUUUGAACUAACGGCAUUUUUGUCGGAUGGGAUUUUAACUGUCAAAACAUAACCUCAACAUUUUUUCAUAAUUUUUAUAAAAGUGAAAGCAAUUUUAAAAUAAUGGUCGUUAAAGUUGAAAGCCCACCGCCUGAAUUAGAAUGGAUCAAACUCAGCGACGACCUGGACAAAAUGGCCCAAGCGGAAACGAUGCAGGCGAAAAUGAAACGUAAAAUGAAGGAGAAUCCUCUGGUGCCCAUCGGGUGUUUGGCAACUGUCGCUGCUUUAUGCUACGGCCUUUGGAGUUUUAAACAGGGCCGGCCGCAAAUGUCACAAAAAAUGAUGAGGAUGAGAAUCGCAGCUCAGGGUUUUACAAUUGUAGCUUUUAUCGUGGGAUUGGGACUUACCGCAAGAAAUGCCACUAACAGAUGAUUUUGUUAAAAUAGUUGACUUGUGUAUAUAGUAACACACAGAUUUUGUAGUUUUUGUCAUGAGAGGUAGUUUUAAGUUCCUCAAAUAAAUUCAAUUGGCUGUUG
This is a messenger RNA of Photinus pyralis (common eastern firefly), 583 nucleotides long. Its product is annotated as HIG1 domain family member 2A, mitochondrial. Gene Ontology annotation, biological process: mitochondrial respirasome assembly. The record is from RefSeq and is a predicted model, not a curated record. The transcript is spliced from 2 exons. The coding region runs from base 171 to 479 and encodes 102 amino acids. NCBI's taxonomy places the organism in Eukaryota, Metazoa, Arthropoda, Insecta, Coleoptera, Lampyridae. Gene Ontology annotation, cellular component: mitochondrion.